Molecule: messenger RNA, 4174 nt
Organism: Pecten maximus
Lineage: Eukaryota; Metazoa; Mollusca; Bivalvia; Pectinida; Pectinidae
Biological process (GO): protein localization to ciliary inversin compartment
Cellular component (GO): ciliary inversin compartment
Molecular function (GO): protein binding
Source: RefSeq, a predicted model, not a curated record
AUUGACGAGGGAAUUAAGCUGUUAAUUCACACUUGUUGACAUGCCAUAGCCACGUUUUCUGUGGACACAUAACGUCUACAACGUGUAUGUGUUUGUUUGAAAAUCUCUUAGUUUGCAAACACUCCUGAGGUCACCGCGGCGACACGAGGGCUCUGAUACAAUGUAUGACCUGCUGAAUGGGGAGGGGAUAUUUUAGGGGCGUUACUACUUUAUAAACGUGCGACACUGGUUUGGGUCAUGGCAGUUAGAGCUUCGUGUCUUCUUGUUCAGGUAAAUGAGUAAAGGAAGUGACUUGUUAAAAACACUGCCUGGAUUUGAACUUUCUGGUGAUGAACUGUUGAUUAAGUGUGCCGCAUCAGUGAAGGCGUGUUGAUAACACCGGAACGUGAAGCAGUAUUACUGGCGUGUAUUGGCGGUAUAAUUUGGACACGCGAAGUCACACGAAAUGAUAUGAAGCACAGAGAAGGCUGUGGAUUAGCUACAUUUGUACGUUACGUACAAUACGAAAAAUGAAUUUACCUAUUACCAGGGUCACACAAAGGGAUCACUGUAUCUUGUGUUUAUAUACGGGUAGUACAUACCCAGUCAUCCGUGUGUACAUUAGUCAUAAUACCGACAUACUGACUGACACUACACGGAAAUGUUACCAUGAUGGUCAUCAGACUGGUGUGAUUCCCUCAGGAGAGUUCGAGUCUUACUGACCCACAUCACUGUUACACCAAUAUUGGAUAUACUCUGUUAAAGAUGCAAUCAAUAAUGAGGUAUCUUCGAUACACGUGCAUGGUGGAAAAUGAGGAAUAUGCACGAUUUGGACCAAAAUAUAGGAAACAUCUCCCAAAGUCGACAGACAGCAGCCUCCUGCACACGUCUUCCAGCAGCCGUAGUUCCCUGAGUCCCGACACCAGUUUUGACGCCUUCCUUAGGUCCCACACUGUGGACGCCAUGGACCCGUAUGUGGCAUCCCUGGACGAUAAUCCAGAGGCCUUGUUUGAUAUCCUCACGAUACAGUCUAUGCAUGAACGGUAUUCCGAUUCUGAGAAAACAGAAGUGAGUAACGAAAGCUUCGUUGAUGUUGCGUUGGUGACGGACAAGGAUUUUGAGAAUUUUGUUCGAGAAUUUCCAAUUGACGAUAGUAUUUCCGAAUGUUUUGCUACCAAUAGCCUCGACGGUGCGCCUUCGUCAAUUAAUUCCAACUAUAGACAGUCUCAGCCACGGCCUAACAAACUGAAGAAAAAACACAUACCUAAUGGUACCCAUGACAACCAUAUAUUGAGUGAUGACGAUUCUAAGUCCAGCGAUUCGAAGAAGUCCAAACUUGGUAACCUGUUUCAUCGUAAACCAAAGGUGAAAGACCAACACAAGAACGCACACAACGUAGACGGCCAAAACGAUGUUCAAGGCGGCGAGACAGCUAUAGGAGUGAAGGCUGACAGAGAGGACGCCUCAAGAAGUCAGAGCUCCUCACGUAAACUACCACCCCUCCCAAAGAUAAAAGGGGGAUCUUCUGCCGGAUCGACAAAGGGAUCGAUGGACUCGCGAAGGUCAAAGUCAUCAUCUCAACAAGAGAUGAAAUACUGGUUCACCAUCAUUGACGCAGAGGACGAUGAAGAUAAGAUUAUCCAGACACUGAUGUCGUGGCCAAUGGAGAGACUUCGGAAGCUAAGGGACGGCCAGGGAAACACAUUGCUACAUAGGGCGGCGAUGGUCGAUAAAACUAAAGUUAUCACCGAACUUGGGACCCGGUUUCCGGAAUUGAUAUAUGAUCUCAACUAUGAUCGAUUGUCAUCAUUAGAUGUAUCCGUACAGUCUGGAAAAGUGACGGCAAUGAAUGCACUCCUAAAUCUACAGUACGGAGACGAGGUACCACCCACAGAGAGAGUGGGCAAACUGUUGGAAGUAGCGGCAAAGAAGGGGGAGUGUGGCUGUGUUGGGAAGCUACUCAGCUUCCUGUCCAGGGAACAUGGAGGACAGCUGAUCUUACCUAAGAACAGUAGUGGUGAUACGGCAGCACAUAUCGCAGCAGCCCACGGUCACGUGGCGUGUUUACACGUGCUGAUAGAACAGGGUUACACAGGCUGGACAGAGAAUGCUGAAGGUUUACAUCCUUUGCAUGUGGCUGUUCACCACAAUCAGAUGGCUUGCUACCAUUUCCUUUUGCUCCAUCAAUGUUGCAAAUGCUUGCUGCGGGACCACAGGGCGGACGGCCUAACAGUAAGGAGACUUCAAUCCAGCAAGAUAACAACACAAAGCGCCAUUGAACAGCUAGAACAGCGACUUGUACGCCACCAGAAGAACGUACUGGACACGUUGACGACAAGUGCGGAAACUCAGUUAACCAUCACUGAUAGCCUGACCAGUAUUUACCGGAAGUUGGAGGGCUUGCUGGAUGGCAUGGGGACAGACAAGGGGGGACAACUGAGAACACAACUGGACAACAUCCGGGCGGAGGGAGAGCGACUGCAGGACUUAUUUGAGUUUUCUCCCUUGGCCAGUACGAAUGAACUCUUGUCUAAAGUGCUGAAUGACUUCUCACUACUGUCGAUAGAAUCGGACAGGCCGGAGGGUGAGGGUGUAUGUGUUGAACCGUCAUCGACAGCCUUCAUAUUGAACGUGGCUGAAGAGGUCCAGAAAAUUCUGCCUUCGAGUAAAAAUGUUCCUAGUGAUGUCGACAGCAUCAUCAACACAGUUUUAUCAAGCCCAGAUAUCUAUAAAGAUGGUCAAACACAAAGACAGGAGCCCGUGUGUGCACCAAUCGAGGUGCUUAGUACUAAAUCUAAAGAUCACGCUGAUGUAACAGAGGUGGCCAGAGAGGACAAAGUGAAGCCAAGGGAAAAGGAGGUGAAAUUUUCUAAUGUAUUACCCACAAAUCGUCCACCAGAACAACAUUCCGAGAGACAACUGGUGGUGCGAGAUACUCCUAUGUACGCAGAUAGAUACACCUCACGUCAGCUGCAAAACCGAAUGUUUCCUCAUGUCGACCAAGAGUCAGUUUGUUCAAACACGUUAACACUUACUUCUGGUAUAACUGGAACAGAACACACAUCAGAUUGGACUUCACGUGUUGAUACACUAAGUGCAGAAUCGACUGAUUCGGAAUCUGAUUGGUGGGAAGAUACACGACGUAGUGCCCCUAGAUGGCGUCACAGGAGCGCUGAUGAGGAGGAAGAUACUUUUUACGACGAAGAUAUACCUUUUUCCAACAAUAUUGUGCUGAACUUAGAGAACGAGGAUGCGUCAGACGACGUGUUACGCGAACAUCGUCUUGCCCAACACCUUCAAGCUAUGAAGCGGUUUAAUACGGAACGCACUGACUUGGUUGAGACUGUUGUGACGGCUAGUGGACGUAGACUCGGGGGCCGGGUUAGGCCUGACCCGUCCUAUAUACAAAACCCCGACCCCCGUCUCAGUCACCAUAGGUAUAUGCAGCAAACUGUCAAAUCAGAUUCGCUACGCAACCGGAAGUUAAAAGAACGACAGAGGUCAAAGAUCAAAUUGUUCAGCGAAGAGGACAUACAGGGACCAAGCGAACUGACACAGUCAGAGUUUCUAGACAGUUACGGACGGACAGCGGGGGAGUUCGCACGGAAGACAGACAAACAUGAAAAACGAUGGGACGAGGUUUCAUUAACAGACGCAGAUGAAGCAAGAGAAAACGAUAAGGCCUGGUAUGAGAUGUCGGAGGAUGAGGAGAGUAUCAUUCAAACAUGGCGGAGUGAUGAAGAAGACAACCAAUCACCUGAUUAUAGACAAUUUACUUCAUGACGGUUUCAUCCCAAUUUUACCACGUGACUUUUUCUUUUACAAAACCAUAUUUAGUGACUAAAUGCUUGGAUUCUUUCCACGCGGAGAAAAUGGAAAAGGAUUAAAUUGAGGAAGUGUUUACUAGCAUGUGGCACACUUACCAAGAAUGUGAUGAUAUUUACGGUAAAUUAUGCUUUAGGCGAGUUUUUGUUAUAAUGAACAAUCAAUAAUGUUGUACCAACUAUUGUUAAUGGCUCGAACAUAAUAAAAUGUUCCAUACCCUUAUCCAGCAAUCACAUUAAGGCGUGGGGAUAACAUAUAAUAUUGUCUUUGGUGGCGUCCCAGUGAUUAUUGAAUUAUUGAACAAUAGAUUUGUUUACAUGUCUUUUGUAUGAUGUUGUUUAUUGUUUUAUAAUAAAACCUUUUGUUAAAG